Messenger RNA from Rhipicephalus microplus (southern cattle tick), 378 nucleotides. RefSeq lists its product as uncharacterized. Lineage: Eukaryota; Metazoa; Arthropoda; Arachnida; Ixodida; Ixodidae. The record is from RefSeq and is a predicted model, not a curated record.
AUGUGCGUCCUCCUACUCGGCUCGAACCUCGGAUGCGAGGCUUCUUUCUUCGGGAAAAAAGUUGGGCCGUUUGGCCCCCACAGAGGCAUUCCUGGCGUGCAUUCGUCUGGCGUGCUCUUCCUGACACACCGACAUCCAGGAUACAGCUUUGGAGUGCAACAUGGCCCUUACGUUCCUGCGAUACCUGUAGGGCUCCCUCCAAGGCUCCUUGCAAGGCUGCCUUUACCACACGGUGGCAGCUUCGGAUUACGGAUCAAUCGCAGAGGAAAUAUGCCAGUUCCAAGGCCGCACGUUCCUUACCAGCCCUCGACGCAUCGUGGUGGUGGCGGCGGGCGAUAUCUCAAUAGGCUGUGCCCCUACCUUUCAGGUAUGUGCUAA